UGGGGUCUCCGGGCGACUCGCUGGCGCUCCGCACUCGGACGAGGCGCCGCCAGAGGCGUUUUCUCGGGACCCGCCGAGGUGUGUGUGUGUGCUCCUUCCGACCACGGCUCUUCGUUGUUCGGACUUCGUAAUUUAACCGUGUUUUGCACUUUCCUUCAGUUUUAGAUUUUUGUUUUUCAUAUCUCUCUCUCUCGGCGAUUCGUGCCGCGGGAAAGUGAUCGUGCUACUCAACGGUUUACGUAAUUCAGUUAGCCGGACGCUGUUGUUCGCGCGCGCGCUUGACGCAUUCCUGCGGUGCGCUCUUUUGGAUUGGUACACCGAGCAACGGCUGUCGCCACCGUGGCUCUUCUCGCACCACUGCGUGUCCCGGAAUAGAACGUGGUUGUUGGUGGUGACGCCGCCUUGGAGGCGUGAUUUGGAAAGCGCAACUCGCCCCCGUGACUGGGGUCACCGGGAGCUACGAGAUUCGGCGCCGGAUGACACUGAAGCUGUUAUAUUAAUUGGUUGCCCUGUAAUGGAAGUCACCGAGACGCAGCGCAUUUGCCUCAAGUCAAUAAGGUGUUCAUCGUUGUCGUGGACCCGAUGUGUGACACCACCGGUGCGGCAGUUCCACCAAAUGUAACGUGUCGGUGUUACACGUCGGCGUUUUCAGUGUGUUUAGCACGCCAUGGCACUUGCAGAACCUUACCGACCGUCAGCCAGUCAACGUGAGCGUCAACUUUACUGCCGUCUCAAGACCAUGUGCGCUUUUGCUGCAGUGCCACCUUGACAGAGCUAACACAAAGCAAUAGGAAGGAAGCGGAAUCUGUGCCGCGGAGCUGAUCACAACUGCGAAAGACAUUACUAAUGACUAAAACUAACGAUUAGAAAGCAAGGCAAAACAGAUUGACGAAAACAAUCGAAAGCCGUCAUGUGCCUGAAAUCGGGGAUUCGUACUUGUCUCGUGGUGUCGCUGCUGGUGUUGGCUUCGACGGCGGGCGCGGCCGACGCAACACCGACCUCUACAAGUCGUCCCAGCCCCCGUGUGGUGCGGACAAAGUAUGGCCAAUUGCGGGGCAAGAUCAUCACCCUGGGAUCUCGGUUCGGCACCCACCUGCCUCCCGUCGAGGCGUUCAUGGGUGUGCCGUACGUGAGCCCGCCGCUGGGCACGCUGCGCUUCAUGCCUCCCGUCAACUCUCCGCACUGGGACGAUGUGCGUGCCGCGGAUACGCCGGGCCCCGCGUGCCCGCAGCGGCUGCCGGAGUUCCUGCGCAAUGAGUCGUCCCCGGCCGCGGUUCGCAUGCCGCCCGGCCGUCUAGAGCAGCUGCGGCGGUUGGCGCGAACCGCCUUGCUCAACACCAGCGAGGACUGCCUGCAUCUCAACAUCUACACUCCAGCGUCAGUGGCGCGAGACCCCACCAAACUUCCGGUCAUCAUGUUCAUCCACGGCGAGUCAUACGAAUGGAACUCUGGGAACGCUUACGAUGGCUCCGUGCUUGCCAGCUACGGAAACGUGGUCGUUGUCACCAUCAACUACAGGCUCGGCAUUCUCGGCUUCCUGCCUGCAAUGGACGGAGCCUCUCGGGCCAAUAACGGGCUUCUGGACCAAAUAGCCGCACUUCAUUGGAUCCACGAGAACAUCGACGUGUUUGGAGGAGACCACCGGAACGUCACAAUACUCGGGCAUGGCCAUGGAGCGGCAUGCGUUAACUUCCUCAUGAUGUCACCUAUGGCCAAAGACAACGGACUGUUCCAGCGCGCCGUGAUGAUGUCCGGCUCGGCGCUGAGCCCGUGGGCCAUCGCUCGGGAUGCGGUACGCUACGCGCGCCAGGUGGGUCGAGCGCUAGGAUGCCCGGAGUCCGGCACCGGCGCCGCGCUCGGAGACUGCUUGCGUCACCGGCCCGUGCGCGAGCUGGUCGACGUGCCCCUCGCCGUGCCCGAACACCUCUCGGCGUUCGGUCCCACCGUGGACGGCACCGUGGUUCCCGGCGAGCCACGCCACGAAAUGGCCUCACCGCGUUCCUCGUACGCUGACUACGAUCUCCUGUUCGGCGUAGUGCGCUUCGAGGCAUAUUUCUUGUUCACCGCUUACGAGGAGAAGCACGGCUUCGAGGUUGACCGGAGAGACCGUCUUCUGCGCACGCUAGUGCGCAACCUCUACAGCUUCCAUCAGCAGGAGAUCUUUCUGACGGUCGUCAACGAGUACACGGACUGGACCCGGUCGGUGCAGCACCCGGCCAGCAUUCUCGAAGAGACGGCGGAGGCGCUCAGCGACGCGCUCGUAGUGGCGCCCGUCGUUGAAGCCGGCACGCUUCACGCGGCAGCCGGGGCCGCUCGCAAGGCAGCUAAACAGCAGCAGGGAGGUGGCAACAAGGUCGGCGGUCGCGUGCCGACGACACACUUCUACCUGUUCGGCUACCACUCGGACGAGUCGUCAUUUGCCCAAAAGAACGGCUGCGUGCACGGUGAAGACCUGCCGUACGUGCUUGGCCUACCUAUGCUGGGCUCGGGUGCGCCGCUCUACGGAAACUACAGCAAGCAGGAGGCCACGCUCUCCGAAACCACCAUGGCCUACUGGGUGCGCUUCUUCCGGACAGGUUCACCAAACUUCACUACCACGGAAACGGAAUCCGAGCGCAGCAAAGGUGGCCGUGGUGAAAAAGUCGGCUGGCCUGCCUAUGAUCCAGUGCAUCAAAAGUACCUCACUUUGGGCACCAAGCCCAAGGUGCGCGACCACUACCACGCGCACCGGCUGUCGGUGUGGACGCAGCUGAUCCCCAAACUUCACCGCGCGGGUGGAGGCGACGUGCCCCGGUCCCACCACUUGCUCGAGGACUUCGAAGACGUGGCCUCGUACGACGGCGUGGUGCGCGAGGUGCCGCCUCCGCCACCUCCCAUGUCGCCUUCGCCCACGCCCACCCUGCCACACUCCACCAUAGACUCUAAUUCGGGCGGUGGCGGGCCGCUCACCACCAGUGGAGGAGCGCGUGCUGGAAAAGGGGCACAGGAUGGUGGCCGUGGCGGCGUCACAACUCCCGGUGACCCGAGCCAGACGGAGGCCAUGGCCAUGCCCCAGGGCGGCUACUCUACGGCGCUGGGUGUCACCAUCGCUGUGGGCUGCUCGCUUCUCAUUCUCAACGUGCUCAUCUUCGCCGGCGUCUACUACCAGCGGGACAAGGCGGGCCGGGCCACCGACAAGGCUAAGAAGAGGCCGUUCGAGCCUCCGCGCCUGGGUGACGAGCUGGGCCGAGGGUCCCCGCCGUCGCAGCCGGCCUCCAUCCUGGCCGGCAGUGGCACGCUCAAGCGACCACCUCCGGCGUCGCCGUGCGCCGGAGGCUGCGAGCACCUGGACUACCAGAGCACGCCCGCGGUCGUCACCGGCUGCCUAGCUGUCGCGCCACCCAAGGUGCCUCCGAAGCCGAACAGCCUCCUCCCGUCGGACCAUCCGGAAGCCCAGCCCUUGCUCCCGCUGUCGGCGUCCGCGCGGGUUCUAUCACCAGGCGCGCACGCCACGCUUCUGAGGCAUCACCAGCAUCAGCAGCAGCAGCAUCAACAGCAGCAGCAACAACAGACACAGCAGGUCCCGGGCCACAACACUCAGGAGCUGUGCGUUGGUUUCCGGGACCGGAGGGAAGAGACAACGGUCUAGCAUCGGUGUUGGUGGCGCGGUGGCCUUCCGGGCGCAGACUGUGGCGAGGAGUUGAGCUGGGCACCAGCGGCUCUAGAGAAACAAUAACCGACUGACUCGGCCGAACACUCCCACUUGGCUUUCCCGCGCCACCGGCGCGAGGGGGUCUUGAGCCGCGGAAUAGGACUCACGCCCCAUCCAUACAUUCUUCUUUCGCCUUCGAGGAAACAGUAGAACUCUCAGAGAAAAGUGUGACGGUGGAGGCGGGAGCAACUUUUUUUUUUUUUUUUUGCCCACUAUGCUUCCUCCCUCUCGAAGACUACCGCCGCCGCUAGACUGCGUACUACGAGUGCACCGUCACUGUUGUGGUUGCGGCGGUCAGACGUGUUGUGCGUGUACGCGCGCGCGCGCGCGUGUGUGUGUGUUUGUGUGCGAUUACCAUUCGACGUGUCUCGCGCUGGAGUGCGUUGUGUGCUCUUCCUGUUUGGCUCGACCGACGCGCGUGUGUUCCGGCUGUGUGCAGAGUGUGCGCGCUCUGUUACGUGGUUCUUCCGAGACCAACGACGGAAGAAGGUGGCUGCUAAUGAGCCGCUGUGAUGGGCAUACGGCUUUGCCACCGAACACUUCCUUGUAAUGGUUUCCUGCUUUGUUUUAGUGACGAUGUGCGUUGUUUUUUUUUUCCUCCUCUUUCGGAACGCUGCUUUUGCGGCCUGUGUGCGCAGGUUGCUGACAGGACCGUGCACCACCUCUCGUUUAUCGUUCCUUUUUGUCUUCCCUGUGCGUCUGCCAGCCACACAAAACGCUGCGGAAACCAUGGACAGAAGGGUGCCCUAAGAGACCGGAUCACAAGCCCGCUAACGUUGCUUUUUUUCUCCUUUUGUUACACUUAAGCGGCGACGUGACUGCCGUUCCUGCAAAGUAUGAUGGUUGCUUUUAUACCACCGCUCACAUUACGUGCUUCGUGGGCCUGACAGCCCGUGAAUCUACAGAAAUAUGUGUGAGAAGGAAAACAUUGCUGGUCACCCUUUCAACCUCUUCAGAGAUUGAGAAUGUGAGAUAACAAAAGAUAGAUAUAGGCUGCCCUCCUUCCACCAUCAUUUUUUUUGUCGUUCCAGAGUUGAAGACUCUACGGUAUCUCAGGGGUCGCGAGCGGUACCACGGGUUUGUGUAGUGUGUGAGAGACUUGUGACGGCCAUGUUCAAAUAAAUAAAUAAAGCGCCAUGCCCGGAUUGACAUUUAGGUUGUUAAUUGAUUCAGUUACACGUUGUUGAGAGAUAGUUACUACAAUAACAGAGUGGAUGGAUCUCACGCACUUCUGCAUCUAACUUUCUUCUCUGAAUCUUCGCUGAGAAACUUUGGUGAGAAGAGGAAAACGAACUAUUGAAAAUAGAGCGCACUUUCAAGAGGUGCAAGCCGUGUGACUUAGGUGGUACGAGAGAAGACGUGUACACAGAACCUUGUUAAUCUGUAGAAUAUGCCAGUCGCCCUCUUUUAUAUCAUCUUUAAAAUCAAUUUACGCUCAUGCGUCCAUACAAAACAUGUCUAUCGAAGUACCUCGUUUGAAGAAUUCUCGUAAUUUUACAGUACCUUCUGGUGAAAGCAACGUUGCAAAUUUCGUCUCAAUAUGGCCUUCUUUUUUCUUUGGUGUUUUGAAAACUUCUUGAUGGAAAAAUUUUCCCUCUGAGUACCUGCGUCGCCUCCUAAUUUGCAGACACAUCCUGCCUUAUGUGUUAGAUUUGUACAUAAUUUACUGGAAUACUGAAGUAACUGGAAGAUCAAUAUGCUUGUAGGUACAUGAUACUGGUCACAUGAGUGCUGUUUGUUCACUUCGCCUUUAUCGAUCACAAAUAGAAACUGAUGGUUUUACUUAUGAAACACAAAGAACAUAACACACUAGACGCCAAAAUAAGAUUGAUGCUGCAUUAACUUAUCAUGUUUUGUGUUCGUAAUCGGCAUGGAGUACCGAAUGUCACCAAUAAAGCACCCUUUCUUGCA
Messenger RNA from Dermacentor silvarum, 5602 nucleotides. Its product is annotated as neuroligin-4, Y-linked. The record is from RefSeq and is a predicted model, not a curated record. Gene Ontology annotation, cellular component: synapse; cell surface; postsynaptic membrane. Gene Ontology annotation, molecular function: neurexin family protein binding; signaling receptor activity. NCBI's taxonomy places the organism in Eukaryota, Metazoa, Arthropoda, Arachnida, Ixodida, Ixodidae. The transcript is spliced from 12 exons. Gene Ontology annotation, biological process: postsynaptic membrane assembly; presynaptic membrane assembly; synaptic vesicle endocytosis. Bases 911 to 3628 code for a protein of 905 amino acids.